GAGCAGCAGGGACAGGAGGGGGGAGGAUGGUGCUUGAGCAGACGUGUGCAGCACAAGAUGAGACCUCUGAGGAGCAGAGGAGUGGAAAGACGCUGGACCAUGAGAAGCAGUACGUGGGCUUUGCCACUCUGCCGAACCAGGUCCACCGGAAAUCUGUGAAGAAGGGUUUCGACUUCACCUUGAUGGUUGCAGGAGAGUCGGGUCUGGGCAAAUCCACGCUGGUGAAUAGCCUGUUCCUGACAGACCUCUACAAAGACAGAAAGCUCCUCAACGCAGAGGAGAGAAUCAACCAGACAGUGGAGAUCGUCAAACACACGGUGGACAUUGAAGAGAAGGGUGUCAAGCUGAAGCUGACCAUAGUGGACACACCAGGCUUUGGAGAUGCUGUUAACAAUACUGAGUGCUGGAAGCCCAUCACUGACUACAUCGACCAGCAGUUUGAACAGUAUUUCCGUGAUGAGAGCGGCCUGAACCGGAAGAACAUUCAGGACAACCGAGUGCAUUGCUGCCUCUACUUCAUCUCGCCCUUCGGGCACGGGCUGAGGCCUGUGGAUGUUGAGUUCAUGAAGGCUCUGCAUGAGAAGGUCAACAUUGUGCCCCUGAUUGCCAAAGCCGACUGCCUGAUCCCCUCCGAGAUCCGGAAGCUAAAAGAGAGGAUCCGGGAAGAGAUUGACAAAUUUGGCAUUAAAGUGUACCAGUUUCCUGAGUGUGACUCUGAUGAAGAUGAGGAGUUCAAGCAGCAAGAUAGAGAGCUGAAGGAGAGUGCUCCCUUUGCCGUCAUCGGCAGUAACACUGUGGUGGAGGCGAAAGGCCAGCGAGUCCGUGGACGGCUCUACCCCUGGGGCAUUGUGGAAGUGGAAAACCAGGCACACUGCGACUUCGUGAAGCUGCGGAACAUGCUGAUCCGGACACAUAUGCAUGACCUGAAGGACGUCACUUGUGAUGUUCAUUAUGAGAACUACCGAGCUCAGUGCAUCCAGCAAAUGACCAGCAAGCUGACUCAGGACAAUAGGAUAGAAAGUCCGAUUCCUAUCCUGCCUCUCCCAACACCAGACACUGAGACAGAGAAGCUGAUCAAAAUGAAGGAUGAGGAGUUACGGCGGAUGCAAGAGAUGCUGCAGAAGAUGCAGCAACAGAUGCAGGAUCAGUGAGAGGCAGGUACUUGGAGGACAGAGGGAAUCCUCCAGUGACCAUCUGAGGCCUGGCAAGAGCUGUGGAUGUUUAGAAAAGGUUUCCCAUUUUAUAGAGACUUGUGGGCAAGAGAUGCACCCGCACCCUCUAAUUUAUUAGCAGCAAUGCUGGCUUUGCAGUCAGCUGAUUGUGGAGGAGGCUGUUCACUUAACAGUUUACUGAUGUGUAUUUCUUUUUUUAAUAAUGAUUUUUUUUUUAAAGAAAAUAGCCUGGGAAGUCUCAAAGGCAUCCUAAAAAAGAAAAAAAGAAACAAAAAAGAUCUCCCUUUCCCGUGUACUAAUUUCUUGUUUGGGAAUGCUCUGGUAUUUAAAGUCCUGGUUUCUCUGGUGUACGAACUUGAAGACUAUCUGUGUCGAUGCACGUAAAUGUUUACUCCCAAUUGAGGUGCUGUGCCCCGCUCUGUGUUCCCUUUGUCCGGGGCCAGCACAAGCAUUGUAAAAGCAGCCGUACCCUCCUGUGAGUUUGAUCUGCGCUGCUUGGGCUCCUCAGCCUGGGGCCAGCUCUGGCUCAGACAGGGGGGUUUCUUUGUGCACUGACCUGCUCAGGGGUCCUGAUGGUUGCCUGGUUUCCUGCCCGGGUUUUUCUGGGUUUUUUGUUUAGUUGAUUAGGUUUUGUUUUUCCUAUCAAGAAACUCCAGGAUCUUUGCACUGAGCACCAAGGGACUGAGUCUCUUGAGGUCAGUUAGAAGAAAAUGGCUUCUGCUGCUCUCAAUUAUGUCUUUCUGGCAGAGAGGAUGAGGUGUUGACUGUUGCCUGCAAGGACGAGAUGAUGGGAGUGAGCACCUUCCUAGCCAUGGUUACCUCCCACAGCAGGCCAGAGGUGUUGGUAGAGGAACCCCAGAACCCUGCAGUAGCUGGGUGAGGGUAUCUCAUGGUUUAGCUCUAGUCAUCCAGCUGCAGCCUGUCUCUGGUGUCUGCUCUGAAAAGCACCAUGGCAGCCAGAGUGUUUUGCCAGGACUGCUUUGGAGGGGGUAGAAACCUUAGGGCUGAAAUCCAACCCCAAAUGCAGAGCUGUGCUCUACACCCAGGCUUUGUGGUUCCACAAGUGUGUUGCUGGCUCUGAGCUUCUCCUGGGGAAAGGGGCAGGUUUUGCAGGCUUGUAACAGAGAUCUGCAAGCCACCUGUCCAGGGAGGUGUUCGGUGAGUGUGGCAGGUGCAGGAGUGUCAUCGCAUGGGGCUGAGCGCAGCCCAGCAGACUUGGCAUUUGCUCUCCUGCCCUUCCCCUGGGACUCAGCCCCGCUCCCACUCCCUGGUCUCCAGCUCUUCCUGUCUCAGUGCCUAGUGGAUCUGCUGGACAGAGAUAAGAGCACUCUUUGGGCAGCUGCUUCUGUCUUGUUUUUGCUUCCUGCAGUAUUUUUAACUAGUCCAGCCAGACAAGAGCCCCAGAGUGUUGAUGUGCCUGACGGAGCAGGUCUCACCAGCAACACUGCCGUGCUCACAGGGAAUUGGGGCUGUUGGAGGGAAGAGACACUUUGCUCUUCCCUCUGACUCAGGGAGUGCUGCCAUGGGCUGGGCCCUUCUGUUCCUCUGGCUCCCAGUCCGAUUCCUCUGUCCCCUUUCCCCCUUUGUAUCUGCUCCUCCAUCUCUGGCUCUUCCCAGUAGACCUCCCUGGGUAGGAAGCACAGUGUUAGCCAGGCCCUAAAUUCUGUUAUUUGGCACUGCGUUUGUGUGAUUCCCUGGUGGGGCUUUAGAGUCCUGAUCAGGGCUUGUCCAGGUGGUGAGUAGGUUGGCUGGUUCCAGUUAUUCACUGUACAGAGCCUCAGCUUAGCCAGAACAUGGGCUGUAGGGGCAGGGGAGAGACCCUGGCACAGUGCAGAAGGACAAAGCGAGGGUGGAAGCUCCUUGGCAGAAAUGUGCAAGUAGGGCAAGAGCAGUGUCCAGCAAUGGGCUUUUUCCUUUUGUUUGUUUCAUUCUCCCCUGUGCUGGGCUCGUAAGUGGCAGUACCAGCCUAGGAGAGGGGAAGGGUUCAGCUUGUCUUCAAUAACGUGCAGGACCAAGGUGCUUAAGGAGGAAAUGCAACCUUUCUUUGUACGAUGUGCUUACUUGAGCAGUGGAGUAGCCUGAAACAGGAGCUUCCUCCAGGUUUUCUGGAGCUGGUUUGCUGCUUCAGGAGGACUGCCAAGUUCUUAGCUUUAUCCAUGCUAGCAUACUGGGAAACACCUUGCAGUACCUGUCCCCUCUCUUUUCUUAUACUAGUGGUGUCUGUGAGGAGGAUGUUCUAUUGCAAAUGAGCCCUGUCCAGCUAGAGAAGUUCCUCUCUCAAAUACAUUCGUUCCUAGAAGAUAAAGGAGACCUUUACCCUUUAGCAUGGACAUAGAGGAGCUGACAGCUUUUAUCCUGGGCUAUGUGUGGACGUGCUGUGUGCUGGUGAGAGUGCAGGGUACUGUGGUCACAGGCAGGCAGGAUUACUGAGGGUGAAUCUGCCCCUGUCCCUCUGGGUGAGGAAGGCUCAUGACUCUUACAUCAAGUCAAUAGUCACAAGUCUGUCCUCUACAGACAGCUGAAGGCUUCGGCUACCAACUGGCAAAGAUGGUUCAAGCUGCACUUAGAAAAAAAUGCACAGGAGUGAGGCACCAGGCAUGGCUUCUACAGAGGGGUGGUGGUACUGCUGAAAUCAUGUCUCCAUGUAGGACAUUCCCUGCUCAGAGCACCAGAGUUUUGGGGCUGCCUGGAAAGGGAUAGAAACUGACUUUGGGGGGCACCAGGGAUUCAAACUGUCCUGGAAGGUGGCAUCUGUUUAUUAAAGGAGGAGUGUUUUGUACUGCUGCAUUGAGCUGCACAGUAAGCGGAGAAGAGACUCCUGAACAAAUGUAGCUUGGCCAUUUGGCCCUGGCAGUGAGAAGCGUGGAUAGGAAAGUAAUUUAACACCUCCCCUCACACAACCCUCCACAGUCUCAUAUGUGACCCCUGCACCCCCAGGCACAUUCCUGUGCCUCUGCCAAGCUUUGCCCUGCUGAGUGAGUCACUGCAGGCAUGGUGUCCCACUCUGCAGAGCUGUCCCAGGCUGCAGCUGGGGCUGCUGGCACAACCUUGUGCCUGAGCUGUGGCGUGAACUCAUGUGCUGCCGCUGUGCUGGUCCUGCCUGUGCAGUCCUUGCUGCCUCCCCGCAUGCCUCUCCCCUCCCCGAGAAGGAGGGGGUCCCAUUCUUUGUGCUCUGCAAUGGUGUUCCCUGCUCCUCCUCACAAGCCCCACUGUGCUUUAAUGCUGGCUUGCUCCUGCCAUACAACUUCCUCACCCCCUGCUCCAUUCCUAGGCUCUUUGUUUCCUGUCCAUCUGUUGGGUUAUUAUAAUAUAUAUUUUUUUUUGUAAAUUUCUGUUUGAACAUUUUGUCAUUGUGAACAAAGAAAAAUGAAACCUUUUAAAACAUAUCCAUUUUAUUAAAUGAUUAUUGUUAUUAUUAUUAAUAUGUUUACUACCUGAAUUGAUCAGUGAAAUAAAUACAUUCAAAAAAGCAACAUCUUUCUGUUUAAUUUUCAGUUCCCUCGAGCAGCAUUGGUGAUACAUUACGGGCAGGAGAGACCAAAACUGACUGUUUCUCAUUUUAUCUAAUUCCAUCAGAGCAGGCUCCAGGCAAGGCUUCCUGCAUGGGAUUUCUGGCCUGUGCUGAAUGAGAUGAUCCUGAAGUUCUGUCUUUAAGCUUCCCCUAGGAGCAGUGUCUAAAUCAGCAAUGGGCAUCUGGGCAGGAUCCAGUCCCAGGAAAUCCGUUUUGUAAGUAGCCAGAGGAGCAUUGCUCAGUCUGUGCUGCAUGCAGAGCCACGAUGGGGCUGGCUCUAGAUCAGCUCCAUGCCACACCUGGCCUGGACACCUGCCUGUGAAUAAACGUAGCACCAAAUGCAUGAGACGAGGAAGGCCUCAUGUGGGAGGUGUCCCUGGGAUGAGCCUGACCUUUAUCUUGCCAGCCAGCUGCAAGGGGAUUAUCCGGGAGGUCAGCUAUGCAGCUGCAAACACUCUUGCACUGGCUGGACUGCCUUAAGACCUUCUUCUUGUGUUGUAAAACCAGCAAGAAAGCAAGGAUUGAACUAGUUUGAGCUCUCGCAUCUCCUGUGAAGGACACCAAAUUCACCCAAUUUUAGAAACUCAUCCUCAGAACAAACCAACAGAAGACCUGGGCUGUGGUGUCAGUCCUAGAGUGUGUGGUGUCUACUUGCCUGGUCUCUACCUCAUCCAGUCUCACCAGAGGGGUGUUUGCUGGUGAAGAUGAACAGUGGAAUUCUCUUCUUGUCCCUCCUUGGUUUCCUCCCACUUGUGAUACCCAUGUGCCCUGUGCCAUGCAAGUGUGCCACCAACAUUAUUGACUGCAUGUCAAAAGGCUUAACUGUAGCGAAACUACCAGUUGCUUUCCACCCUUCGGCUGAAAUGAUCCACCUUGGUUACAACAAGCUCACCUCUAUUCCCAAUGGGCUCUUUGACAACCUAAAGAGCCUCCAGGUAGUCUACUUGCAGGGCAACCCUUGGGAAUGCAACUGUGACAUCCUCUACUUGCGCUCCUGGAUCCAGUGGCAGCAGAACCGGACCUUAUACAGGGAUGUGAGAUGCAGCUCCCCAGCGCACCUGCAGGACCGGAUCAUUGCCUAUCUGACAGAAGAUGAGAUCAUCUCCACAUGCCAGCACUGGUACUGCAGCCUGGCUCUUCUCUCUCAGCUCUGUCUCCUCAUCCUCCUUUUCCUCCAAGGUAUCUUGGUUAUCCUCAUCAUUGUUUACCUGCAGAAAUUUCGGAGAAUGACCGUUGAAGCCCGGAGUACCUUUUAAGAUCUAUACCAGCAUGUAGACACCUGGCUGUCUUCUUCAAGAAGCCCCUACAACAGUGAUUAACAUCACCAGACUGAAGAACCUCCUCCCCCUUGGGUGAUACUGUGCCAAGGUCAUGUCGUUUGUGAUAUUCAGUGCAGCAUCUGAUCCUGACUGCAGUCUGAAACAGGACUCAAGCUGAUCAGACACUUGCUGUAUUUCCAAAGACCUGAUCUUGUGUUUUUUAAUGCUUUAAACUCUGGUAUGAUCUUGAUUGCUUUGCUGGGCUGGGAAUGGUUCUGGUUUGGUAGACUAAGGAAAUCAUAAACUAGAGCAACCAGAACUGACUCAAACUGCCCAUAAGCUCGUAGGGACUAUGCUGCUUAAUCCCUCCUAUGCAAGAGUAUUUUGGCCAUACUUUCCAUGAUGCUUCUGGUUGCAUUGGGUCAGGUGAGGACAGAGGUUGACAGUGAACAUUUAAGGUACUGGACUAGGACAGUGGAGAAAUACAGUUUCCUUGGUGCUACCACAGAUUGCCUUAGUAACUUUGGACAAAUGACUUAGUCUUCCCCUGCCUCAGUUUCCCAUCAGUAAAAAGAUGUUUCUUCUUGCUCGAUGCAUCUUUUCCAAUGUUGUUCUCGGGGAGGGAGGGAGGGAAUGUUUAGAAGCCUACCCAUUUACCCUAUCUUGAUUCCUUUUAAUCUACUUAUAGUUUUAACACUGACUUCAACAUGUACUGAGUCAGACUGGGGCCCUGAAGCCAAGAGUUGUUGAGACCAGAGGCUCUUUCUGAUUGUGCUUGUACGGCUCCUGGCACAAGAGAUCCGGUCUGUUGUAGAGACUCACACUGCAAAACCCACUGAUGUGCCUUAUGAUGUCCCUUGAUUAUUUUUGGAAUGAAGCAAAAUUGAAAUAAAAUAAUGAUGCAUGAUGAUGUAA
Molecule: messenger RNA, 6857 nt
Organism: Grus americana (Whooping crane)
Lineage: Eukaryota; Metazoa; Chordata; Aves; Gruiformes; Gruidae
Gene: SEPTIN5
Product: septin 5
Exons: 13
Coding region: 27-1151 (374 amino acids)
Biological process (GO): regulation of exocytosis; cytoskeleton-dependent cytokinesis
Cellular component (GO): septin complex; microtubule cytoskeleton; septin ring
Molecular function (GO): GTP binding; GTPase activity; molecular adaptor activity
Source: RefSeq, a predicted model, not a curated record